AUGUGGUCGACGGGAUGUUUGACUGCGUGGUUGUUCGGCGCGGUGGCUCUGGGCUUCAACCUGGACGAACAGUUUGCGACCGUGCUUCGAGGGGAUCCCGGCAGUUACUUCGGGUUCUCGGUGGCUUUUCAUCAGAACAGCCAAGGCAACCAAGCCCUGGUGGCGGCCAUCCGCGCCAACUCGUCGUUGCCCGAAUGGAGCGACAUCCAUGAACCGGGCGUCUUGUACCGGUGUCCGCUGCUGCAGGAAGGAAGGCCCUGCAAGCAGGUCGUCGUCGAGGCCUCGGGCAACGAGGACCACCCGAAUAACGUCGAGUAUUUGCGAUACUACGACCUCAAGGACAACAUGACCCUGGGCAUGAGCAUGGACGUCUCAUCCAAAGGAGACAUCCUGGUCUGCGCACCGCUCUGGAAGAACCAGAAGUGGCCCGGCGUGUACCUGCCCAACGGUGCCUGCUACGUGCUCGACAAGAACUUCAGGAGACUCCGGAAACUUGUGCCGCUCAUCAAGAGAUUGCAGCAGGCAGUGAACAUGGACUAUUACUACUAUGCUGCUGAGAUGGGCUUCUCAGCGGCCUUCACGAAAAAAGACCAGGUGGUGUUGGGUACCCCUGGUUUCUCCAACUGGGAAGGCUCGGUUGUCCGUUAUGGAGCAGACAUUUCGGAUGAGAGCUUGCGGCCCCCGGUUCCGCUCGCACGAAAGGCGAAAGACACAUACAAAGGUUAUUCCGUGGCAACAGGAAAAAUGUUCAGGGACACUGACGUUACCUUAGCCAUGGGAGCACCGAGGAGCAACGACUACAAGGGGGAGGUGUUCCUGUUUGACUUUGACGCUCCCUGGGGAGGGAGGGCCACUCCUAUCAAAGCCCGGUUGUACGGAGGUCAGAUGUGCGAGUAUUUCGGAGCGUCCCUGCUCGCGGUAGACUUGGACAAAGACGGCGACGGCGGAAUGGACGAUCUGCUCGUGGGCGCGCCCAUGUACACACACCCGGACGGCAUGGACGAAGGCCGAGUCUACGUUUAUCGGAGCAGCGGUUCUGGCCUGUACGCCAGAGGUGCGCUAGAAGGAUCACGUGCCAAGGGAGCAAGGUUCGGGACAAGCAUCGCUGGCGUCGGUGAUCUCAACUUGGAUGGCUAUCAGGACGUCGCUGUGGGUGCCCCGUACGAGAAUGACGUUGGCGCCGUGUACAUAUAUCACGGCAACGUGAUCCUGGAUGGGAAAUCGGAGUACGCCCAGCGAAUCGCAGCCAGUUCCGUCUCCUCGCGGAUCGGGGUCCCGCUGAAGGGCUUCGGCAUCAGCAUUUCCAAGGGCUUUGAUGUGGACUCGAAUCGCUACCAAGACGUCCUGGUGGGUGCAUAUGCUUCAGACAGCGCCGUUCUUUUCCGGUCGCGUCCGAUUGCGGAGCUCAGGGGUUCCAUCAAAGCGGAUGUGUCCAUGAUCACGGCGGACAUCGGGAGCUGCGAGGUUUCGGGCGGAGAUACUUUCUCCUGCUUCAAGCUCAUCUCUUGCGUCCGCUAUUACGGGAAGUUCGUCAGUCCUACCGUGGAAGUGGAAACCGAGUUGAGUAUCGACGUGAAGCGCGUGGCAGACAACCGCCCCGUCCGCGGUUUCAUGUACAACAACGUGACCCAGGUGAACAAGUACAGCUCGUUGCUCACCGCGAGGGUGAACCACUCCACCUGCGAAACCAGGAUGGUUUACCUGCAGGCGGUUUUCGCCGAUCCUGUGACGCCGUUCGUGACUCGCUUGGAAUAUCGACUGCGCGAGCCCAGCGAGCAGCGCUGGUGCCCCACGUGCCCCGUUCUAGACAAAGACCUUCCACAGGCAGUCACGCAAACGAUUCCGUACCAACAUGGCUGCCGAUCCGACGACGUCUGCAGGUCCGAUCUGAAGCUGAAUGUGGAGCUCACCAACUACGAUUCCUCGUCGCCCCUGGUAGUGGGCGAGCGGCGAGACCUGUCCGUGUCCGUGGUCGUGGAGAACAAGCAGUCCCUGGACCCGGCGUACCUGGCCCGCGUCGUCAUCACGCUUCCAGCCACCGUGGGCGUCGUGAACAAGGACCGCUGCAGCGUCCAGAGGGACCGGGACGCCAUCUUGGAGAAGAUCCUCAUCGUCUGCGACGCCGGCAACCCGAUGCGUCCUGGCCGUCGCGAAAACUUUAUGCUCAAGCUGGAUAUGAGCCACGUGCAAGAAACCUUUUCGCUCAGCGCCGAGGCGACAACGACCAGCGAAGAGUCAACUCCUAAAGACAACAAGGUUCUGGUUACGCUGCCAUUCGUCUACCAGGCUGACAUUGCUAUGUUAGGGAAAGCCAAGCCAGAAGUUGUAACCUUCAACCCAGAAACAAAGUCGAUUCUGAUGGAACAUGGUUUCGUCCUGGUCAAGCAGUACGCCAGCCCGAUCCAACAAGUUGAACUCUCCCUGCACGUCCCGUAUGUGUUCAGCGAGUCACAACCACCGAUAAGCUACGUCAAAAUGAUAAAGGUCCUCCAGGGCGACCUGUUUGUUCCCGGCACGUGCCGGAGUGUCGAGGGCUACUUCAGCCACAACGACAGCCGGGGGGUCCCCGAAAGCGCAAUUCCGACAGAAGCCGUGUCCGGGGCCUCGAAGAAUGGCACGGUGGGGGUGUCCGGCCGCGUGCAACGGGCCGCACCCGAGACGGACUUCCGGCCGGAAGGACUCUCCAAGCUCCUCUACAGGAACAUACCGCCUUUGAACUGCAAGACAUCCCUAUGCCAUGAAAUUAGAUGCAACCUGGGACCCUUCCUGAACCGCCACAGAAUUGCGCAGAUCAUGCUCUACAUCGUCUUCAACAUGACAGAGUUCACCAGACAAGCAGGGAUCUGGCACGCCUUUAGUGUUGGAUCGGAGGGGUCGCUCAAGAUCUUGGACAACACCACUUUCAUCUCUGGGGCUACCUUCCAAAAGGAGAUUAGAGUGGCUACCGUGCUCCAGAAAGAGGGCCCUCCUCCCGCCAAGAAGGUGGCCGCUUGGAUCGUGGCGGUCAGCGCAUUCUGUGGCCUCAUCCUCUUUUCGCUCAUCAUCGCGGGGCUCGUUCAUUUGGGUUUCUUCCGCCGCCAGCAACGCGAGGCCCUGGAACGGCUGCUGAAGGAGGAACAGGAUCAGAACGAGUGGAACGAGUUCAUGGUCACCGAGGCCGAGGUCGAAGCCGAGAAGGAGUACUUCCGCAAGAGCAUGAUGGCCGGCGUCGAGGACUUCAACCUAGAGGACUUCAAGGGCGAACCAGGAGCGGCCUUCGAGCCUGAACUGGACUCCGCAACCACCGACGAGAAAGCGGUGGCGUUUGCCAACUAUAGUUACAGCAGUCCGCCUCCUCCGCAAAUGUAAAAACACUCCACCAUCGGAGAUAUUCUG
This is a messenger RNA of Ixodes scapularis (black-legged tick), 3375 nucleotides long. Its product is annotated as integrin alpha-5. Gene Ontology annotation, biological process: cell-matrix adhesion; cell-cell adhesion; cell adhesion mediated by integrin. Bases 1 to 3348 code for a protein of 1115 amino acids. Gene Ontology annotation, cellular component: integrin complex; external side of plasma membrane. The transcript has 27 exons. Lineage: Eukaryota; Metazoa; Arthropoda; Arachnida; Ixodida; Ixodidae. The record is from RefSeq and is a predicted model, not a curated record. Gene Ontology annotation, molecular function: integrin binding.